Messenger RNA from Metarhizium robertsii ARSEF 23, 1209 nucleotides. RefSeq names its product glycoside hydrolase family 16 protein. The record is from RefSeq and is a predicted model, not a curated record. Bases 1 to 1209 code for a protein of 402 amino acids. Gene Ontology annotation, cellular component: fungal-type cell wall. Gene Ontology annotation, molecular function: hydrolase activity, hydrolyzing O-glycosyl compounds; glycosyltransferase activity. Gene Ontology annotation, biological process: fungal-type cell wall organization; carbohydrate metabolic process. The transcript has 3 exons. NCBI's taxonomy places the organism in Eukaryota, Fungi, Ascomycota, Sordariomycetes, Hypocreales, Clavicipitaceae.
AUGUUCUUCAAAUCUGUGUCCAUCGCAACCCUUACUUUGGCAACUGUUGCCAAAGGGCAAACUUUUACGAAGUGUUCUCCAUUGGUUAAAGAGUGUCCUGCUGACCCUGCAUUUGGCGGCAAGUCCGAUUGCGACUUCACCAAGGGAGCCUGUUCCAUCUUCUCGGAAGCCGAAGGUACCAAGCUUUCGUACAAGGAUAAUGGCGCCGUCUUUACCAUCCAGACCGAGACCAACGCUCCCACCAUUGAGACUGGCAAGUACAUCUUCUUCGGCCGUGUCGAUGUAGUUAUGCAGGCAGCUCCCGGAGCCGGUAUUAUUACCUCGGCUGUCUUGCAGUCUGAUGAUCUCGAUGAGAUUGAUUGGGAAUUUGUCGGCUCCGACAACGCCCAGGUCCAGACCAACUACUUCAGCAAGGGAGACACUACCACCUACGACCGCGGCAAGUACCACCCCAUUGGUAAUCCCACUGGUUCCUUCCACACGUACACCGUCGAGUGGACUUCCAAGCAGGUCAACUGGAUGAUCGACGGCCAGAGCGUCCGAGUGCUCGAUGCCGCCACUGUCGGCGACAAGUUCCCCCAGACUCCCAUGCAGAUCAAGCUCGGAACCUGGUGCGCUGGUGGCAAGAACUCUCCUGAGGGCACUCGUCAGUGGGCUGGCGGCUUCACCGACUUCUCCAAGGCUCCCUUCGACGCCUAUUACAAGAGCAUCUCCAUUGUCGACUACGCCGGCAAGGACAGCCCCGCCAACGGUGGCAUCAAGGAGUACAUCUACGGUGACAAGUCGGGCAGCUGGGAGAGCAUCAAAGUCAUCAAGGGUGACAGCAGCAAGGACCCUUCUCCCUCCGCCUCUGGCUCUGCUUCCGCUUCCGCUUCUGCUUCUGCUUCCGCCCCUGCCUCUGCCUCUGGCUCCUCCAAGGCUUCUGCUACCCAGACCGAGACCGAUUCCAGCAAGCCUUCCACCACCAAGGCCCCCGAGUCCAAGACGUCUUCGGCCAACUCCACCAUCACCACCGUCUCCCGCUCUGCCUCGGCUUCCUCCAACUCUACGGCCAGCGCUACGCUCACCAGCUCGAGGGGCUCGGCCACCUCUGCUCCCACCACCGUCCCUACCACCGCCGUUCCUGGUGCCGCUCCUCGCAGUGCUGCUGCCAUUGGUGGUUCUCUCCUGGUUGGUGCUGGCAUUGCCAUGGCCCAGCUAUUCCUGUAA